Molecule: messenger RNA, 1064 nt
Organism: Tribolium madens (black flour beetle)
Lineage: Eukaryota; Metazoa; Arthropoda; Insecta; Coleoptera; Tenebrionidae
Gene: lwr
Product: SUMO-conjugating enzyme UBC9-B
Exons: 6
Coding region: 429-911 (160 amino acids)
Biological process (GO): protein sumoylation
Cellular component (GO): nucleus
Molecular function (GO): SUMO conjugating enzyme activity
Source: RefSeq, a predicted model, not a curated record
AUUCCCUGCCAAUUUUCCCAGUUUUUGUCUGUCAACUGUCAAAGAGCCUUGAAGCCCGUUAAAUUUUACAUUUGAGUUUGAAUUAGGCCACGUGAAAUACCCUAGUGUCCUUGUAUUCACUUUUAGAUUCCAAGAUGUCUGGAAUUGCUGCAAGUACGUCGAAUUAAUCAAAUUUUCCGCCAAAUUUUAUGCCACCAAACAAUUGAAAUAAUUAAAUUUGGUCAAACUUAUGCAUUCAAAAAGUUUGGAUAAAUUAUUCUGGAAUAAAUAAUCUGCGACAGGUUUGCCAACACAAGUCGAUUUUAGUCGAAUUCCCCUGCUAAUUUUCCCAGUUUUUGUCUGUCAACUGUCAGAGUGUACUGAAGCCCGUUAAACUUUACUUUAGAGUUUGAAUUAGGCCCCAUUAAAUACCCCAGUGCCCUUUAGACAUGUCUGGAAUUGCUCCCGCCCGACUUGCCGAAGAACGAAAAGCUUGGCGCAAAGAACACCCUUUUGGGUUUGUAGCCCGACCUUCAAAAAACCCGGAUGGUUCUCUAAAUUUAAUGAAUUGGGAAUGCUCAAUUCCUGGUAAAAAAGGGACGCCAUGGGAGGGUGGAAACUACAAAUUACGCAUGUUGUUUAAAGAUGAGUACCCCAGCAUCCCCCCAAAGUGUAAAUUUGAGCCGCCUUUGUUCCACCCAAACGUGUACCCCUCAGGAACGGUGUGUUUGUCGCUGCUAGAUGAGGAAAAAGACUGGCGACCGGCGAUCACCAUUAAGCAGAUUUUGCUCGGAAUUCAGGAUUUGUUGAAUGAACCUAAUGUUAAAGAUCCAGCACAAGCGGAGGCCUAUACAAUCUAUUGUCAAAACCGUUUGGAAUAUGAGAAGAGGGUGAGAGCUCAAGCCAGAGCUAUGAGCCAACAGGAGUGGUAGGGUUGUCGCAGUAAUUUUCACAUGUGUAUUGUUUCAUCAUAUCUCCCAACAUCUGAUUAAAGUUAUUUAUGUUCACUUAACUUUUUUGAUAAGAUAGAGUUAGGGUGUCAUGUAUAGGUAAAGCAUUUUUAAAUAAACAUUUUAUUUCUUAAA